Molecule: messenger RNA, 4753 nt
Organism: Alligator sinensis (Chinese alligator)
Lineage: Eukaryota; Metazoa; Chordata; Crocodylia; Alligatoridae
Exons: 3
Coding region: 675-1625 (316 amino acids)
Source: RefSeq, a predicted model, not a curated record
GAUCUUUCACCGAGUUGAGCCUCUUCUUCCAAUCCUCUCCCCUCUGGGUUUUUUGCUUUGUUCCUGGAAGGUUUUGUUCACCAUCCCCUAUAGAAGCUAGUUGAAGCCUAGUUUAAGGAGUUCCUAGGUUGGCCAGAAUUACGCCCAAAGAUGCUCUUCCUAGUUUUGGUCAGAUGGAUCGAAUCUCUUGAUAGCACUCCUCCUGUCCAGGGUAUCUGCCCAUUGUUAAAGAAUCCAGAGCCUUUAUCUUGAUACCACCUUACUUCUGUGAUAUGAUGGUUCCUGUCUUGGCCCUUACCUUCCACCAGAAGGAUUGAUGAGAACACCACUUAUGCUCCAAAUGUCUUACUCCUCCUGCUGUGAGAACCUUGUAGUCUCCUCUGAUCUUCUCUGAGUCAUUCCUGGCAGUAUUGUUAGUUCCUACAUCGGUGGUGGGCAAUUAUUUGUGCUGGAGGGCCACUUAAUGAGUUUACAUGAGCUGUUGCGGCCUGGAUCAACACCUCCAUUCCUGCCCCGGCCACAACAGCUCACCAAAACUCCUGAAGUGGCCCUCCAGUCCAAAUAAUUGCCCACCUCUGGGCAGAGAGAACAAAGGUUAGGCGAACCUACCCUGUGUUCCUCCUUUCUCCCUGCACCCCUGCCCUAAGUCCGCAACACGUGGCUGGGCUGGUGGCAUGCUAUAUACCUACGUGCCAGCUCAGACUGCUUGGGUGGAGCUGGCAUGGCUCCUGCCUGACCUGACCGCAUGCCAGGGACUCGGGGUGGGGGAGGGAGUGCAGGAAGAAGAGGGGUGGGGACCCAGCCAAGCCAGUGUCGUGCUGUGUUUCACCCCCUUUCCCUGUACUCCCUCCCCCAGCACACAGCCUGGCCAGUGCCGGGCCAUGUUCCUACGCGCCAUUUUGGGGCAUAUGAGUGCAGCUGGCAUGGUUCCUGCCCAACCUGACCAUGUGCUUAGGAUUUGUGGUGAGGGAAGCAGGCCGGGACCUGUGAGUCAUCUGGGCUCAGCUAGGUCAGUGCCAUGCUGUGUUCCCACAUGCUGCUUUGGACCGUGUCAGUGCAGCUUUUGCGGCUCCAGCCUAACCUGGCUGGGCUGUGUGCCAGGGACUCAGGGUUGGGCAGGAGCUGCUCCAGCUGCUCCCACAUGGCACAGCCCGAAGCAGUGUGUGGGAACACAGUAUGGCACCGGUGCCUGGCCCCCUACCAGGCACCAGCCCGGCAGAGACUGGAUAACCUGCAGCUCUUGGCCCUCUUCCCCUGCACCUGCUCCCCCGCCAACAGGGAGAUCGUUACCUGAGUUUCGACUCACCGGGCACACAGCGGUAUGCAGACAGCCCCACCAGGCAGAAGCCUGGUCAGGAGCUCAGCGCCCCGCUUGCCUUGUAGCUUACACAUGGGGCUGGCGGGCAGGACAGGGUGGCUGCUGCCGCAGCUGGCUGGCAUGGGGAAGGGAGCAGGGCAAGCGGCGCCAAGAGACGGGAGCUGCAGGCCAGAUACAGCUCUCUUUCAGAAGAGCAGCCAGGGGCCCAGUAAAACCAUUUGGUGGGCCGCAUUCUGCCUGUGGGCUGUAUUUUGCCUACCCCUGGCCUACACGAACAAGCAGAGAAGGGGGUUUGAGGGAUGUAUGAGCACUGACAACUUUCUGUGAUACCCUGAAUAUAGGCUCCAGGCAAAUAGGACUUCUCCCAGAUCCCUGGACAACAAAUUGAUGAUUCUGUCCCCUGGUCAAGGGAGUCACCAACCACCACCACUCUCCUCUGCCUUACUGGCCUAUCAUGACUGUGAGGUUCAGUCUCUGAAGGAGUUGGGUGCUCUUUGUUGCCAUGACGACAGGCGACUGCUGCCACCUUCCUGGCUCAUUGUGUGACUGUCCGGGAAGUGCCACUUUGUCCAAGUCCGUUGAAGAGUCCGACAUUGGGCGACCCCAGUACAUUACCCAAGUGACCGCAAAAGAUGGGCGACUGCUUUCAACAGUGAUCAAAGCGCUGGGAGCACAGAGCUACUUAAGAAGUUAGCAAAGUCAAGCAGAAUCAUGUGACUGAGCCUGUUUGUGAGCAGGGCCAAAGCAAGACCAAGUAAAGCCAACAGAACCAAAUGAAAGGCCUAGUAAUAAAUACCAAUUACAUUUUUGACUCAUAAUAACUGGAAAUAUGUGAACUGGAAGAGAUUCUGAAAGUAAAACAGGAAGAGAUGUAAGGAAGCACACUACUGAAAAUCAGGGAUCUGGGUUUUCCAUCUGCUGUGAAAAAAAUGCAGAUUUUCUCAUUUGAAGGAGAAAAACAUAGAUUUUCCCCCUUUAAAAGAGAAAACCAUGGGAAACUGUGGGUUUCCCCUUGCUGGCUGACAGCCUUUCACCCUGCAAGGAGCUGCUUGGGGUUGGGGGAAGUGGGGGGAGGAUGAUUGGAGGCAGGGAGCACCACAUGUGUGUGGGCAUGCAUGUACGUGGCCAACAAUACAGCAAGGCAGGGUGAUGGGAGCAGCCCUGGCAGCUGGAUGCAGGUAAGUCUAUGGGGGAUGGGGGUUGAAGAUGCACACAGGUGCAUGUCUGUGUGUGUGUGUGGAGGGAUGGGUGUGUGAGAGGCCAUGGGCGCCUGCCAGUGCUGAAAGAAGGUGUCCGGGAGCCAGGGCUGGGGCAGGGCAGGGGGAUUUGAGGCAGCGCUCAAUGCUGCUGAUGAGCCUAGCUCUGCGCUGCUGCCAGCGGUGCCUGCCCCUCCAGCCGGGGAAGGGAGUCAAGGGGUGGCUUUCAGGGAUGGCAGGGAGCUGUGUGGCUGGGCUGGUAGCUCAGGGGUGGUGCCUGUGUUCUAAGGGACUGGGCAGCUGGGAGACGCUGCCCAGGUGGGGGCCGUGGCUAGACCUCUUGGUGUGGUGUGGGAGCCCCAUCCAAGGAUGGGAGGUGCCACAGGUAUCCCCUCCUCCUCCCUCCAGCCUGUGCCAGGGCCAGACUUCCUCUGCCAUCACCCACAUGAGUUGGAGCAACCGUAGCUGCCGCUGCCAUGCUCUGACUUGGGCAGAAUGGAGCCUGGAGCUCCUUGCCCUCCUCCUGCUUCCCGUAGUGUGACCAGGUCAGAGCCACACUUGGCUUCAUGCAGAGCACGUGUGGUUCCCCAGCCGCUGCCUGUGGUUCCACAUGAGGUGUGCUGGAUGCAUCUCAUGCUGGAGACCAUUCCCACCAUGUUCCUACAGACCCCCAUCCUGUGAGGCUGGGCAGGGCAGGGGCAGCUGGGGGUCCCCUCUGGCAGGGCUUGUGGGGGUAGGGGGCUGUGGGUCAGGAGUGAGGGGCACUAACAGGGCUGGGGGGGCUGUGACUUGAGAGUGAGGGGCACUGGCAGGGCAGGGUACUGUGGGUUGGGAGUGCCGGGCCCCGGCAGGGUCAGGGGGUUGCAGGUCAGGAGUGAGGGGCACCAGCAUGACCGGGUGGAGGACUCUGAGUUGGGAGUGAGGGGCACCAGGAGGGCUGGGGGGCUAUGGCUUGGGAGUGCAGGGCAACAGCAUGGGCAGGGACUGGGCAUCAGCAUAUCAGAGCUGCUGAGCACCACAGAGCAGUCGGGGGACAGCCGCAGCUGGAUCCAUGUCCCAGUGAAUGAAAGGAGCAGGGGGAGCUCUGAUUUUCCAUUAUAAAAAAACCCCAAAUCAAACACCAAAAUAUACAGGUAUUUAGAAUUUAUUUUAUUAUAAUGAUUGAGGCACUGGUAGGCUUCCAAAUUGCUUUAAAAUUGUAAAUAUAUCAAUAAAAUGUGAAAAUUAUACCAAUCUAUAUAGUGACGUUUCAUUUUAAUCAUGGAAAAAUAUGGAUUUUGGGUUUUCAAAUCAGCGAUUUCUUCCUUUCUUUCUUCCUUUCUUUCUUCCUUUAUCAGAAUUUGCAAUUUUUAAGCAGGACCCUGAACCUUGUAAUGAUCUAGGCUUUCUUAUAUAUGAGGCAAAAUCCUGCUGGUGGCCUGCCUACCAGCUGUGAUUUGCUUCCCUUCUGCCACUCACUAUGUCCAAGUGACAAAAGUUCAUUAAACCCAAAUCCUGCCUCAGAACAGACCAGCAUAUAUUGGUGGUUACCACUUGUGAAUCCUGCUAUUUAAAGGCUGUAUGCUGAAGUGCCAUCAAAAAUAGCAGAAUUACCGAAGAGGUUGGAAUGUAUUUGGUUGAAGAUAAAAGUUGAAAGGUACAAUAAUGAUCUAGUGGUGGGGAUUUGCUUAUACACUACCAAGUCAGUAAGAAGAAGUGGAUGAGGCACUCUUCAAGGAGGUGAGAAAAUUAUCCAAAAGUUUGGAGAAGGUACUGAUAGAAGACUUCAUUUUUCCAGACAUUUGCUGGAAUAAUAAUACAGCCAAACAAAAUGUGUUGAGGAAGUUCCUAAUAUAUGUGGAUGACAACUUUCUGUUGAAUAAAAUUGAGGAUACAACAAGGGGAUCAUCUGUGUGUUGGCCACAAAAAGACCAAGAAAGCCUAGAGUUGCCAGCCCUCCCGGAUUGGCCAGGAAUCUACCAGAAUCGGCAUUGAUCUUCUAGUGACUAUUGAAAGCAAUCCAGGAGACUGAUAUUGUGAAUGGGUUAAACAGUACAAUUAACGACUAGAGGUGCACCGCUACAUCGUCCCAUAUUGGAUCAGCACUGAUAUAAGGAAAAUGGACAGUUUCAGCAAUCGGCUCUUUGUGGCUGAUAAUGUCGCCGAUAAAUGCCCCAUGCAUGCAUGCAGCCACAGUGCAGUGCACAGGCAGCCAGGAGUGCAGCCUGGAAGCAUAGAGAGCAGCCGGGUCUGGCUGGUA